Dreissena polymorpha is the source of this 2335-nucleotide messenger RNA. RefSeq names its product delta-like protein C. The transcript is spliced from 8 exons. Bases 351 to 1310 code for a protein of 319 amino acids. The record is from RefSeq and is a predicted model, not a curated record. NCBI's taxonomy places the organism in Eukaryota, Metazoa, Mollusca, Bivalvia, Myida, Dreissenidae. Gene Ontology annotation, molecular function: calcium ion binding.
ACACACACACUCACUGUCUGCAGUGUACCAGUGGUGAAGUAUAAACAGGCAGAUGCGGUGGUUAUCGUUCUAAGCGUAGUUAAGAGCAGACUUACUUGCAACGCAUACCACUAACCUUAGUUCUUCGCACGCGAACAACUAAUAAAACGAUUUUAAUAACGUCUGCGCUCUGCCCUUCUUGCCUCUCGAAUUACCGUACCUACAACUCUUCGCGAGGAAAUCUUGAUUUCCGAACCACUGGACAUGUAUCACAUUCAAAAAUCUGUAAAACCAGUUUAUGCAAUCACACAACGAUAGUAUAUACAUUUAGAACACACGAAACUAUACGUUCCAUUGUAUGCAACCGACAAAUGGGCAAUGCGAUGCAGACGAUCUGUCUUUCCUGCAGAGUGGAAACCCAAACACUGUAUGUGGAUGGCUGUACGAUAGAUGUGGCAUACGACUGCAACACUUACAAACAAAAAGAGGAAGUAACUGUGGGGUGGUGCUGGGACAUCACAAAGUUGUUCAGAUGCAAGGAAUCAAGCUGGAAACCAGUGUAUGAGUUGGGCCUCUGUUCUCGAAAAAAGUGCUGCCCGGGGUAUCAAGGUCCAAGCUGUGAACCCGUGUGCUUCGAUCCGAUUGGUUGCCCCAACGGAGGCAUAUGCAAGGCUCCUGGAAUAUGCGAAUGCAAACCAGGGUUCAUCGGAAAUCAAUGUGAUGACAUCAACGAAUGCGAUAAGUUGAACGGCGGCUGUUCUCAUGAGUGUACCAACACCCCUGGAUCAUACCGCUGUUCCUGCCCGGAGGGUUUCAACAUGGCAACCAAUAUGCUUACUUGCAUCGAAAUACGCACAACAACGCUAUCACCUCCACCCGGUGCUUGCACAUUAAAUAACGGAAACUGCUCCGACACAUGCGUGGAGACAAAUAAUGAUUCCCGGCAUUGUUAUUGUCCAAAAGGAUAUGAGAUCUCGGAGAACGGAUCCACGUGCAAAGUAAUGGAUCUACUGCCAUCAGUGAUUGAUUCCACCAAAGAUAACUUUCUUCUCGACGUGAUUCUUAUGCUGUCGCUGUCAUUGAUAACACUUCUGUUACUGUUGGUCAUGUGCUGCUUUAGGAGGAAAAGUUUUGAUUGGCACGUUAAGUUGACGUCUUCGAUGACAUACUUGGUUCGCAAUGUGAAGCAAAGGUGGGGAGACUGGAGGAAGUCGAAGAAGCCAAUGUACGAAAAGAUCAGGACAGUACAAGAGGAGUACGAACACGACUACGGCCAAAACAGCGAUCUGAAGCGACAGUUGAUUACGAAUGAGGAUAUAUGUAAUAUCUAGUUCGAUGUUCGUUCGAAGCUGAUUAGUCAUAAACAUGUGUGCAGUCUGAGGUGUGCUGAAGAUUAUUUUUUUUUAUGUUGAUAGAUUUCAGUAAUGUACGGUUGUAUUAGUAUGUAGUGUUUGCAGUCAAAGCUGUUUUCGUCCCUCUUGCCCGUGAAACAAUCACUGGCUUCCGUUUACACUGUAAAAUGAGUUGCGUAUGUAAAUUGCCGAUGUAAACAUUUUGCAUAUACUGUUUAUAUUUGAAAUUUACCGGUUCAUGUAUUCAGGUUGUGGUAAAAUUGGAAUGUUCUCUUUCAUUAAAACAAUCACGUUUAAAUAUGCAGAAUUUUAUCUUUUCAGAAAUGUGUUGAUAUUUCUCGCCUUAAAAAUAAUGUUCACUACUUCUCAAUUACCAAAUUAUGAAUUAAUAUGUUCUGGAAAUAUUGACAAGGUGACAAUUAUAUUAAAAUUAAACGAAAGAUACAUAUGAAGGAAAAAACAACAGAAAGCUUAUCCCGGAGUACUUUAUUUACGUUUUGAAUCACCCACUUUGAUGAUUAUUUCCGGAUAAUUUCUGUAAACUUAGACUCGCAAACACUGAAAGCUUCGAAUGCUCAGCAAUCGAGUAACUAGCGAAAUGUUAGCAAACAAAGGCCUUCUUUUCUCCAUAUAAACACUCAUCAGUUUAAAUACUACUUAUUAUCUUUUUAAAUGGUAGUUGUUAUUGUAUAUCCUUCGAUAAUAUGCGUUUAUUUUCAAAAACAUGGCUAUAAUCUUACAAUCUCACCAUAUGUAAAGCAAUUCUUUUUAUUGAGACUUUACGGGUCAAGCACAUUGCUAUUUGUGUGUAAAACGCUUUGAAACAUUGAGGAACUCUAUUUUCUUCACAUUACAGUAACUUUAACGUAAUGUUUUGUCUGCACGUAAUCAUGUGUUUUGUGUUCAUAGUUUAUGUUUUUGUUCAUAGUUUACGUGUGUGUCUAUGAUCUGUAAAAGUUUACGCCAGUUGUUUCAGUUACACUUGAUUAAAGUGAAAUGGUUCA